UUCACUGUUUAUCUUCGUUUUAUACAAAAAAAAAAAUUAUUAUUGUUUAUGAAUCCUUAUUUUCCUUGCUAAAAUUAAGCAAGAAUGAACCAUUCCGGAGACUUCGUAGUGUACAGUUAUGCCCUUGGUGAUCAGGCGUGUACCACGCUCAAUCCGGCGAAUAUUGUUCAGGUCAUUCCUGCCAUCAUUCAAGCCAAUUGCCCAACGAUCCGGAUUGUGGAAAACAUUCAAAUACGACCCCCUACGAAGCCACUCUCGGUGCAGCAGCUCUCGUUUGAGGAGUCAUCCCCAUAUCAUGCUAUCAAAAGCGACGCAAAUGCACCCCCUUCAGUCCUGGUGCAGGAAGGCACGGCAGCCUUCCCGACGCAGUCUACUAACGAAAACAACACAAUUGCACUUCAAAUUCCGGCGCCUCAGCCGGAACAAACUCCGUCAACAAUACAGGAGAAAAAGAUUCGAAAACCACCGACGAAAAAGGCGAUUGCCAAAUUGAAACAAAUGCAGAAGAUGAAACCUCCGGAUCCGGAUUUGGAUCUCGACCCUCCUGUCCCAGCCAAAGUAAAGCAGAAGCCCUCCGGAAUCAGAUCGAAGAAAGGCUUUAUCUUCGAGUGCGAUAUCUGUGAUAGUCGCUUCCUGGCUGCCACAUCUUUGAAACUACACAAAACUGGCCACCGGUAUGCUGAUGCAGAGGAGAAGAAACCGUGGGUUUGUCGCUUCUGCGGUCGACACUUUUCCCAUCAGCAAACGCUGGGCGAUCACGAAAAGGUUCACAUCGACGAGUAUCGGUACAAUUGUGAAGCUUGCGGGGCCAAGUACAAUUCCAAAAGUGGCCUUAGGAAUCACUUGGCCAAGAAUGAGGCAUGCAACGAGAGCUUCCGCGAUAGGAAACUUUUGAGGAAGAAGGAAGAAGAGGACGAAAAGAAGUACGGGUGCGACGUGUGUGGCAAGAAAUAUCGACACCGGAAGUCGAUGGUGGAGCACCGGAGCUUGCAUUACAAGAGCAAACAGCACAAGUGUGAGAGAUGCGGGGCAAUGUUCGAAACAACGGGCGGGUGGAGGAAGCACAAGGCCAAUGGGAGGUGUGAGUUUUCCAAAAGUAAGUUUAAAGAUGCCGGGGGUGAUAACGGCGAGGAGAGUGUCUUUAUUCCGGAGGACAGAAAGAAGUUUUUAGAGCAGGUCAAGCAGCUGGAACAGAAACAGCCUGUGCAGGUGAAGAAGAGAUGUAUGCCGAAGCGGAAACGUAGGACGAGAUAUAGUUCUAGCGAUGACGAUCGGGAGAGUUUGCCGGAAGUACGGGUUGAUGAGGAAAAGCCUUUGAUUGAAUUAGUAACGAUAUCGGAAAUUGUUACGGUCGACGGAAGCGAGCUUAGUACAGUGUCGAAUGACGUUCUUCCAAGCGAGAAAGAAGUUCAAUUGGAAACGAUUAGCGUAGAAUAUCUAGAAAUUAAGGAUGAAACACCGAGUGGUGAUGAAUCUGUUUUGUGCUUUGUUGAUAAAGGAAGUUCAGAAAGUCCAAAGACAGAUGUUCAAAUUUUUCCGGAAAGUAUUCCGAAUGAAUCUCCUGAAGCUGCUACAUUAGAAGAUACAGACACAAACCCUACCAAAGAAGAUCUCGAGGAGAAACCUGCGGAAGAAUCUCGUGUAAAGAAACCGCGUAAACCUAAAAUCCACCAGUGUCCAACCUGUAACAAAAUCUUCGCCCGGAGCUUCGUCCUUAAGAACCACAUGCGAACUCACACGGGCGAACGCCCCUUCCUGUGUGACACCUGCUCGAAAUCCUUCAGUGAUUUGGCUACCCUAAAAGGUCACCAAGUCAUCCACACCGGCGAGAAAGCGUUCUCCUGUUCGGAAUGUUCUGCUCGUUUCGCUCGGAAGAGUGGCCUUCGAAACCACAUCACCGUCCACUUCAAUCUCCCAUGCGACGAGUGCGAUCAAAAGUUCCCCUCCAGAAAAACCCUGAUGCGCCAUAAAAUCAAGCACCAAGGAAUCCGUCCGUUCCUGUGCGACAUCUGCUCGAAGGAUUUCCGCACCAAAGCCGACAUGCAGGCUCACCUGCGGAUACACUCCAACGAAAAGCGGUACGCUUGUCCGAUCUGUUCGGCCCGGUUCAACUGUCCGUCGACGCUGCGAAGGCACCGCAAUGUUCACGCACCGCCGGAAACGCGACCCGUCUGCGAAAGCUGUGGAAAGUCGUUCUCUUCGCAGCAGGCCCUCCGGAAGCACGAAAACAUCCACAAGAACCUGAAACCGUUCCAGUGCGAUGUGUGUGCCAAGUGCUUCCGGGUGAAGGACCACCUGCGUAUCCACCAGCGGUCGCAUUCUGGCGAGAAGCCGUUCUCCUGUGAGCUGUGUCCGAAACGAUUUGUCACGAAUGGAGAUCUGAGAGUGCACCUGCGGAGGCACACCGGCGAGAAACCGUACAGUUGUGAUGAGUGUGGGGAAGCUUUCGUCGUAACGGCAGGAUUGUACAGGCAUAUGCAGCAGUCGGGCCACCAGAGUAGUAAACCGCAGGCUAUUAUCGUUCCGGAAGUCAAGCGGGCCACGUGAAGGUUUAGGAGACUGUGCUACGGAAGGU
This is a messenger RNA of Ochlerotatus camptorhynchus, 2575 nucleotides long. RefSeq names its product zinc finger protein 250-like. Gene Ontology annotation, biological process: regulation of DNA-templated transcription. NCBI's taxonomy places the organism in Eukaryota, Metazoa, Arthropoda, Insecta, Diptera, Culicidae. The record is from RefSeq and is a predicted model, not a curated record. Gene Ontology annotation, molecular function: DNA-binding transcription factor activity, RNA polymerase II-specific; RNA polymerase II cis-regulatory region sequence-specific DNA binding. The transcript has 3 exons. Bases 85 to 2547 code for a protein of 820 amino acids.